AGCUCGCUCAUGGGUCAUCCUUUAACUUCCUAGCGGGAAGCGGAAGAGCUGUCUCGAAGCGUCCCGUAUCAAUGAUUCAUGAAUAUGAAGCUCUCCCGUGCUGAAUACAAGGAGAUAGUGAGAUGGACAGAGCAACUGAGACCAACACGGCAGUGUAUGAAUAUGUUAAGGAAAAGAUUUCCAAAUCACUCGCAGUCCACUCUUCUGAGCAUCUUCUCCCUGGAGUACCAGAAACGAACCAAAAGGACUAUUUCGAGGCACCGUGCACCUGAUGUCAUUGAAAGCUACUACCAAAGGUAUCUGAGCGAGGCCACGACACAUCCCUCUGCUCCCGUCUUGCUGGAGUUGGCCAAUGAGGUGGAUUUGUCUCCUGCGCUGAUGGCUCGCGUCAUCCUAGACAGGUUUCUUCAGGACCUGGAAGGCGAAACACCUUCAAAAUUAGUCCUCAACAGUAUGCUCAAGGAACCAUCGUUAAUACCGGACCAAACCUUGGCCAAGAACGUAUACCAAUGCACAGUAAACGACUGCUGUUAUGGACCACUGGUCGACUGCAUCAAACAUGCUAUUGGCCAAGAGCAUGAGGUGCUGCUGUGUGACAAACUCAAGGAGAAGAAUUUGUCCUUUCUAGAUGAAAACCAACUGAGAGCUAAAGGUUAUGACAAAACACCUGACAUCAUCCUGGAGGUUCCUGUUGCUGUGGAGGGACACAUUGUCCACUGGAUUGAGAGCAAAGCGUCAUUUGGAGAUGACCACAGUCAUCGCACCUAUCUCAACGAACAGUUUUGGAGCUACUGGAACAGAUUUGGACCUGGGCUUGUCAUCUACUGGUACGGUUUCAUAGGGACCCCAAAUUAUAACCAAAAGUCUUUAAAAAUGGGAACAAGUUCAGAAGAUUAUUUUAAGGGAAACUGUUGGCUGACCUUCAGCAUGCCAGAUAUCCUGAAAUUGCCCAACGAAGAUUUCCUGUUUUGAGGAGGGGACCAACCCCCAAAACUCUUAUUGGUGGUUUAUACAUUAUAUAUGAAUUUUGGGUGUUUCUUUAUUUAUUUUUGUCCCCCCAAUACAAUUAUAAUGGAUGUCAAUUUUCUGCAGAUUUUUUGCUAUUCGCAGUGAGUCAUCAAACACCUACCACCAUUUCACUGAUUAACCCCUCAUAAAUUUCAGAUGUUCUAGUUGCCUUUUCCUGACUUUUUUUUUUUUUGCUUUCUAUUAGAAGGCUGAAGGCUUCGUGGUAGCACCGACUGCUAUUUCGAAUUGUUCAUAAUUCACUUAAUCUUGACUAAACUGAAGAAAAGCCAUGCUUCACUGUAGGUAUGGUGUUGGACUAUUUUUUUUUUUUUUUUACUUCCCCUCUCGAAAAGAUACACACACAAAAAUCACUUGAGUUGCACAGGUUAUAGGCUGUAUUACAGGUAGAAAACGUCUUUGGUCUAAUUUUUUCUUUAUCACAAAAAAACUGGCAUAUGAACAAGGGUGUGUAGACUUUGUAUAGCCACUGUAAGCAAAUGUCUCAUACUUGACAGAAACUUGAAAUACUGUAUGUCUUUCGACGUGGUCCGGGUGUAAAAAUGAUUCUGAUUUAGACUUGUACAGUAAUCCCCCCUUGUCCCUAAUUUAUAUCACUUCCAAAACGGAAGCCGGUUCCACCACGGAGAAUAAAAAUAAGCGUUUCUAUAUUUGUUUUGUGCAGUCACGCAGUCCAAAAAGACACGGCAUGUGUGCUUGAAUGCUGGCGAGGUGUUGCUUGAUUUGUUACCCUUAAACCUCUAACCCUUAGCCGGCUCCCAUCCAGGCCUUGAUCCCUCCACCAGGAGGCCACCGGGUCACUGUUGGGUCACCAGGCGGCCAUGGCUUCCCCCCACCCUCGCCCCCUCUCACACCUCCUCUUCAACAAAACAACUGUCCCCAUGUGUCCAGUUAAACCCAACCCUAUUGCCUGCCUAUGGAAUGCUUAGGCAUCACUUUAUUGCUCCUGUUGGACACAAAAACAGGGCCAUUUUACUUGUCGGGGGAAAAUUCUCAGCUGAAUAAGAGCAGAAAGAAAAAGAAAAAAAAACAGCAGAAUCAGUUCCUCUCAAGUUUCGAGCCUUCCUGCCAUUGUUUUCCAAGAUGGCUGUGGCACAAAAGAGGAGUCAGGGUCAGCUCCUAUAAAUUAGCUUUGUGCACACAAUGCCAGCUAAAUAGCGCCUUUCUAAAGCCUACUUCAAAGUCACGGCAGCUGGACAGAUUCCGCCACGUGACAACAAAUGGAAAAAAAGUAAUCACAAACUAAUCAUUUUUAAUAACAACAAUGGGACUUUGUUGACAUCCACUUUAGACUUUAAAAUAUUUUUCUUUAAAGUAAUGCCAAUUGAAUAGCAAUGUAUUCAUUUGGAAUGAGACUGUUUAUCACCAGAAUUUUCUCACUUUGCUUUUUUUGUGUCUGAUUAAAAUUAUAUUCAAACAUC
Molecule: messenger RNA, 2447 nt
Organism: Phyllopteryx taeniolatus (common seadragon)
Lineage: Eukaryota; Metazoa; Chordata; Actinopteri; Syngnathiformes; Syngnathidae
Gene: cdin1
Product: CDAN1 interacting nuclease 1
Exons: 14
Coding region: 79-972 (297 amino acids)
Biological process (GO): erythrocyte differentiation
Cellular component (GO): cytoplasm; nucleus
Source: RefSeq, a predicted model, not a curated record